AUGACACAAAUGGAAGAACAAGAGAAACAAUUAGAGUUCGCGUUAGCGUCCGUUCAAAAACAAGGGGUGCACAUGAAAAUGUGCUUGGAUAAAAAUAAAUUAAUGGAAGCACUUAAACACGCAUCUGCAAUGCUUGCUGAACUUCGCACAUCUUUAUUGUCACCCAAGAGCUACUAUGAACUAUUUAUGAAAGUAACCAACGAACUAUGUUAUUUAGACUUAUAUCUAGUUGAAGAGUUUGAACGAGGUCGUAAAGUCGAUGAUUUAUAUCAAAUCAUACAGUACGCUGGAAAUAUUGUACCAAGACUUUAUUUAUUGAUUACAGUGGGCUUAGUUUACAUAAAAACAAAUACAAAUUUAAAACGAGACCUCUUAAAAGAUCUAGUAGAAAUGUGUCGUGGCGUUCAACAUCCUUUACGUGGUCUAUUUUUACGCCAUUAUUUAUUACAAUGUUCCAAAAAUGUAUUACCUGAUGUGCCAGAUAAUGAAGAAACUGAACAUCCAGAAGGCACCGUUCGUGAUUCGAUUGAUUUUAUAUUAAUGAAUUUUGCUGAGAUGAAUAAACUAUGGGUUAGAAUGCAACACCAAGGACAUUCUAGAGAAAAGGAACGUCGUGAAAAAGAACGUGAAGAAUUAAAAAUUCUUGUUGGAACUAAUUUGGUCAGAUUAUCACAUUUAGAUAGUAUUACAUUGGAUAAAUACCGUAAAGUAGUUUUACCUGGUAUUUUGGAACAAAUUGUUAGUUGUCGAGAUGCAAUUGCCCAAGAGUAUCUUAUGGAAUGUAUAAUUCAGGUGUUUCCAGAUGAAUUUCAUCUUUAUACCCUGAAUGUGUUUUUGAAGUCAUGUUGUGAGUUACAGCCAUCUGUGAAUGUAAAGACUAUCGUCAUUUUAAUGAUUAAUCGUCUAACAGUAUUUACUUUUCACAAUUCAAAUGCAUCUGAAGUGAAAUUAUUUGAAGUACUAACUGAACAAAUAGCCAACAUUAUUCAGAGUCGUGAUUUACCACUUGAAGAUACUGUGUCACUUCAAGCUGCUAUGGUCGGCUUAGCUCUAAAAUGCUAUCCAGAUAAUUUAGAUUAUGUGGAUAAAUCUCUCCAGACCAUUUCUGAUACAUUUGCUAAGCGUAAAAUUGAAAAAAUCAGUCAUAAAAAUCCAGUAUCUAGAGAGUUGAUGGCUCUAAUGAAAUUGCCCAUUGACAAUUAUAAUGAUCUUCUUUUAGUGAUGAAGCUUAAACAUUUCCCUGAAAUAAUCGAAUAUUUUGAUUACACUGGUCGUAAGACUAUUGCUAUUUAUUUAUUACAAAAUGCUGUUCAGUGUAGAACAAUGAUUCCAUCGGUUGAACAGGCUGACAUUGUUCUUACAAUGGUGUCUCCACUGGUUAAAGACCAGUCUGAUCAACCAAUUGGUGAAGAAGAUCCUGAAGAUUUUGCUGAGGAACAAAGUCUUCUUGGAAGAUUUGUUCAUCACAUGAAAGCAGAUGAACCCGAUUUACAAUUUAAAAUUUUAAUGGCAGAGAGAGAACAUUUUAGUUUGGGAGGAAAUAAACGAAUCUGUUAUACAUUACCACCUCUUGUAUUCCAAGCAUAUCAGCUGGCUUUGAUCUAUAGUGGAAAAAGAGAACAAGAUGAACUGUGGGAGAAAAAAUGCCGAAAAAUAUUCCAGUUCUGUCAUCAAACAAUUUUAGAAUUAACUAAAGCUGAGCUUGCAGAAUUGCCACUAAGAUUAUUUUUGCAAGGAGCGUUAACUAUUUCCCAAAUAAAUUUCAAAAAUUAUGAAACUGUGGCCUAUGAAUUUUACUCGCAGGCCUUUACACUAUACGAAGAAGAAAUAUCCGAGAGUAAAUGUCAAUUAGCUGCUAUUAUUUUACUGAUUGGUACAUUUGAAAAAAUUAAUUGUUUUGAUGAAGAAAAUGCUGAACCUGUUCGUACUCAGUGUGCUCUAGCUGCAUCUAAAUUACUUAAAAAACCAGAUCAAUGUCGAGCUGUAGCUAUCAGUUCUCAUUUGUUUUGGUCAGCACAAAAUAAUGUUGGACAACCGCUUCAAGAUGGUAAACGAGUUAUGGAUUGCUUAAAAAAAUGUGUGCGCAUUACAAAACAGUGUAUGGAAGUGUCUGUUCAAGUUCAAUUAUUUGUUGAAUUAUUAAACUAUUAUGUUUAUUUCUACGAAAGAGGCAAUAAUAAUGUAUCUGUGGAUAUAUUGAACCAGUUAAUAGGUCAGAUAAAAAAGGAAAUAACUGGUUUAACUCCAAAUGAAGAAACUGAACAGAUUACAAAACAUUUUGAGAAUACAAUCGCAUAUUUACAAAACAGAAUUGAAUCUGCCGAUACAGAAGAUUCAGUGUAUAAAGCUUUAGAAGGUUUAACGUUAUAA
Molecule: messenger RNA, 2370 nt
Organism: Macrosiphum euphorbiae (potato aphid)
Lineage: Eukaryota; Metazoa; Arthropoda; Insecta; Hemiptera; Aphididae
Source: the annotation of a GenBank genome assembly